Arachis duranensis is the source of this 1247-nucleotide messenger RNA. RefSeq names its product gamma-glutamylcyclotransferase 2-1. NCBI's taxonomy places the organism in Eukaryota, Viridiplantae, Streptophyta, Magnoliopsida, Fabales, Fabaceae. Gene Ontology annotation, molecular function: glutathione specific gamma-glutamylcyclotransferase activity; gamma-glutamylcyclotransferase activity. Gene Ontology annotation, cellular component: cytoplasm. The record is from RefSeq and is a predicted model, not a curated record. Gene Ontology annotation, biological process: glutathione catabolic process. The transcript is spliced from 9 exons. The coding region runs from base 221 to 898 and encodes 225 amino acids.
UUGACCACCUCAGCUGAAAGAAGAGGAGAAGCGAAGAGAAGAGAGGGGGAGAGAGAAAGAAGGGAUUUAGAGAGAGAAAACACAGGAAAAAUUCGAAACCCUAAUUCCCAAAGCUAAGCCCUAAUCCUUUCUAUCAUUCCUCUCGUCGCUUCUCUUCAUCCAAUCGCCACCGCUAAAUCCAUUCUUUCUCACUCAUCUUCAUCUCAAUUAAAAUUAAGCCAUGGUUUUCUGGGUUUUUGGCUACGGUUCACUUGUGUGGAACCCAGGAUUCGAAUUCGAUGAGAAAAUUAUCGGCUACAUUAAGGAUUACAGACGUGUAUUUGAUUUAGCAUGCAUUGAUCACCGGGGUACACCUGAAAGCCCUGCAAGAACUUGCACGUUAGAGGAGAAAGAAGGAGCAAUUUGCUGGGGUGCUGCUUAUUGUGUUAAAGGUGGCGCUGAGAAGGAAAAAUUUGCUAUGCAGUAUUUGGAAAGGCGAGAAUGUGAAUAUGAUCAAAAGACUCUCGUAAACUUCUACAAGGAAGGAGAGACACUGCAACCUGCUUUAACGGGAGUGAUAGUAUUUACAUCUACGCCGGAUAAAAUUAACAACAAAUACUACCUGGGACCUGCCCCUCUUGAAGACAUGGCUAGGCAAAUAGCAACUGCCUAUGGUCCUUGCGGAAACAACAGGGAUUAUCUUUUCCUUUUGGAGAAGGCCAUGUACGAUAUUGGCCACGAAGAUGACUAUGUAAUAGAGCUAGCUAAUGAAGUAAGGAAAGUACUUGGAAUGGGGAAGGCACUACCAAAGGACAAAAAGUUGGUUGGAGCACCAUCACAACUUCAACACCCUCCUCAUGUACCUAUUCCAACCCUUCAGCUUCAUCCUCUUCCAGAACCCAUUGCUUUGGAUAGCUGAUAUGACCAGAGGUUACUGAAAGAUGAUGCUGAAUUAUGGACUAAGCUAAUUCACCCUGGAUCCUGCUAAAUGCUAACCCCAUUCAAAUUCUUCUACUACCCUUUAUUUCUCAAAAGAAAAGCAUAAGAAAUAUAUAACUGUUCUACCUGUUAUGACUAGUUUUAGAGGCACUCUUUUAAGCCUUUCUACGGAGGUACUUCUCAGGUUUGGUGAGACAAAAUAAGACCAUGUUUUGAAUUAGAAGGAAUUUGAGGAUACUUUACACCUGCAGUGCGAUUAUUGAAAAUGUUCCGAGGCAUGUAAUACUUGAGUUAGUAAUGUAUACUUGACUACUUGAGCUUUUGUUCAA